Molecule: messenger RNA, 768 nt
Organism: Amorphotheca resinae ATCC 22711
Lineage: Eukaryota; Fungi; Ascomycota; Leotiomycetes; Helotiales; Amorphothecaceae
Exons: 7
Coding region: 1-768 (255 amino acids)
Biological process (GO): maturation of LSU-rRNA; maturation of 5.8S rRNA
Cellular component (GO): preribosome, large subunit precursor; nucleolus
Source: RefSeq, a predicted model, not a curated record
AUGGACCGGUGGCGCAAGCUACACGGUCGGCGCCUCGAUCACGAAGAGAGGGCCCGAAAGAGAGCAGCACGAGAGGGCCACAAGGCGUCAGAAGAUGCACAGAAGCUGACUGGAUUGCGGGCGAAAUUAUACCAGAAGAAGAGGCAUCAUGAGAAGAUCCAGAUGAAGAAGCAAAUCAAGGCCCACGAAGAGCGCAAUGUCAAGUCGUCCGCCCCCAACGAGCCUUCCAGCACUCCUCUGCCGCAAUAUCUUCUUGAUCGGUCAAAUCCUACAAAUGCGAAAGCUCUGUCAAGUGCGAUCAAGAACAAGCGCGCCGAGAAGGCGGCCAAAUUCUCUGUUCCUCUACCGAAAGUUAGGGGAAUUGCAGAGGAAGAAAUGUUCAAGGUCGUGAAGACGGGCAAGAAAACUGCGAAGAAGGGCUGGAAGAGAAUGAUUACAAAACCUACAUUCGUCGGACCAGACUUUACCAGAAGACCUGUCAAAUACGAGCGUUUCAUCCGUCCCAUGGGUCUGCGUUACAAGAAGGCCAAUGUCACUCACCCGGAAUUAGGUGUUACCGUGCAGCUUCCAAUUAUCAGCGUUAAGAAAAACCCCCAGAAUCCAAUGUACACUCAGUUGGGCGUUUUGACCAAGGGCACAAUCAUCGAGGUCAACGUCUCUGAGUUGGGUUUGGUGACAGCUGGAGGCAAGGUUGUCUGGGGUAGAUGGGCGCAGAUCACAAACAACUGUGAGAACGAUGGAUGUGUAAAUGCUGUUUUGCUCGUUUGA